Molecule: messenger RNA, 4431 nt
Organism: Zootoca vivipara (common lizard)
Lineage: Eukaryota; Metazoa; Chordata; Lepidosauria; Squamata; Lacertidae
Gene: LYN
Product: LYN proto-oncogene, Src family tyrosine kinase
Biological process (GO): protein phosphorylation
Molecular function (GO): protein binding; protein tyrosine kinase activity; ATP binding
Source: RefSeq, a predicted model, not a curated record
CUCGGCAAAGCCCCGGUUGGGUGGCGAGACGGAGGGGCUGGAAGGUGGCUUGGACGAAGCCUGGCAAUUUGAACUUCUCCCGCCGCGCUUCGGGCUAAUAGCGUCGGUGUUGCUUGCAUGCUUGCUGCUGCUGCUGUUUUUAGCCACGUAGCAAAGUCCUGUUGCGCUGCAGAGAGAAAGCUGAAUCUUCGCUGGUUGGUUCCUCAUAAUUUCCUCCAUGAGGUAGAUGCCCCCUGUCUAAAGAUAUGUGGGUUGCUUUAGUGCAAGGCUGUGGCGUGCCUACUCAAAAGUAAGCCCCAUUGAGUUCAGUGGAACUUACUCGCAGGUAAGCGUGCAUAGGGUUGCAGCGACACUGAUGUCGCCAAGGGCAGAAGCACCUGGGCUCGUGCUUGGCCAAAACAGUGCGAACAGCGUUGCAGCUCUUUGCUUUGCAUUUUGCCAGCCAAACAUAACUUUCGCACAUGCAAGGAGCACGAUCCUUUCUUUCGAGGGGGAAGAAAGGCUGCGCGAGAUAAGCCCCGAACGAGGGAAAAGAAGGCGUGGCCAUAGAUUUUUAGAUCGAUUACAGGAGUAUUUCUCUAUUGUGAAGUGGCGCGCGGGGGUGGGGGUGGAGUUCAAUGAGUAGAGAGAAUUGCGGGAGAUUGGGAUUCCUAUCAACCGUGAAGUUUCCUGGGAGGAGGGCUUUGAUAAAUCCCUUUCUCUCAGCUGCAGGCUUUCGGGCUUUUGUAUCAUUUUUAGAUAACCACCUUGCAUAAUUCAGCUGCGGUAAUAUACCAAGGGAGCUUUUAUUUUUCACCAAGCUCUGAAAUCUGAUAAAAGCUCCUUCCCUCUGUGCGCUCUCUUCUAUUAAAAUGAAAAUUAUUAAAGUGCUGUAUUGUGAACCAUAUGCGGAGCACAUUUUAAAAAAAGAGGAAGUGUGGUACUAAUUGGACGGUGCGCGCGCCUGACCCCUAGAGGAGCUUCUAUCUGGACCCCAGAUUAAAACAUGUUACAGUAGUUUAGUUAAAAGGAAGUAGCGUUAUUUUCGCAGUGGCUCGCUUUUCCUUUAGCCUGCGGGAAGGGGCGUUUAUCUGGCCUAUUCUCUCAUGUGGUGCUGAUGAAUUCUUAAGGUCAUCUGACUGGUUGCUCUAGUGCUUUGAAAAUAUGGGAUGUAUAAAAUCCAAACGAAAAGACAAUCUACAGGGAGAUGCGAAGAUUGAACCAGUACGUAAAUCUGAACGAACUAUUUAUGUGAGGGAUCCAACGUCCAAUAAACAGCAAAGGCCAGCAACUGAUGAUAUCCUUCUGCCAGGUCAGAGGUUCACUAAAGAAGCAGAGGAAAAAGAACAUCAGGACCUUGUGGUAGCCUUGUAUCCUUACGAUGGCAUUCAUGAAGAUGAUCUGUCCUUCAAGAAAGGAGAAAAAAUGAAAAUUCUGGAGGAACAUGGAGAAUGGUGGAGAGCCAAAUCCCUUUUGACCAAGAGAGAAGGCUUUAUCCCAAGCAACUAUGUCGCAAAAGUUAACACCUUGGAAACAGAAGAAUGGUUCUUUAAAGACAUAACCAGGAAAGAUGCAGAAAGGCAACUUCUAGCACCUGGGAAUGCUCCUGGGUCAUUCCUUAUCAGAGAGAGUGAAACAUUGAAAGGUAGCUACUCUCUGUCCAUGAGGGACUAUGACAAACAACAUGGUGAUGUCGUCAAGCACUACAAAAUCAGAAGUCUAGACAAUGGGGGAUAUUACAUCUCUCCAAGAAUUACUUUUCCCUGUAUCAGUGACAUGAUCAAACAUUACCAAAAGCAGCCAGAUGGAUUAUGCAGAAAGUUGGAAAAGGCAUGCCUCAGUCCCAAACCACAGAAACCGUGGGAUAAAGAUGCCUGGGAGAUUCCGCGGGACUCAAUCAAAUUAGUAAAAAAGCUUGGAGCUGGUCAAUUUGGAGAAGUCUGGAUGGGUUACUACAAUAACAAUACAAAAGUAGCAGUGAAAACUCUGAAGCCAGGCACCAUGUCCACACAGGCAUUCAUGGAAGAAGCCAACCUUAUGAAAUCACUUCAGCAUGACAAGCUGGUCAGACUCUACGCUGUAGUUACCAAAGAAGAACCAAUUUAUAUCAUAACUGAAUUCAUGGCAAAAGGGAGCUUGCUGGAUUUCCUGAAGAGUCAAGAUGGUGGGAAAUUACUACUUCCAAAGCUCAUUGACUUCUCAGCUCAGAUUGCAGAAGGGAUGGCAUAUAUAGAAAGAAAAAACUACAUCCAUCGUGAUCUGAGAGCAGCUAAUGUUCUUGUUUCAGAGUCUCUAAUGUGCAAAAUUGCUGAUUUUGGACUUGCUAGAGUAAUUGAAGAUAAUGAAUAUACAGCCAGGGAAGGUGCAAAAUUCCCUAUCAAAUGGACAGCACCAGAAGCCAUUAAUUUUGGCUCAUUUACUAUUAAGUCUGACGUGUGGUCCUUUGGAGUGCUUCUGUAUGAAAUAAUUACUUAUGGGAAAAUUCCUUAUCCAGGGAUGAGUAAUUCUGAUGUCAUGAUAGCUCUUCAACGUGGGUAUCGCAUGCCACGCAUGGAGGCCUGUCCAGCUGAGCUCUAUGAUAUUAUGAAAACAUGCUGGAAAGAUAAAGCAGAAGAGAGACCAACUUUUGAAUAUUUACAGAGUGUCCUUGAUGACUUCUACACUGCUACAGAAGGACAAUAUCAGCAGCAGCCCUAACAGGAAAAAGGAGGAGCUCCUGCCUCCAAAUUGGUGUAGACCUCUUAAUGGGACAUUGUGGUUGCGCCAGUUACUUUUAUGCAUUAGGAUAUCCUAACUGCUUGUGGAUCCUGAAACUGAAGCUCAAGAAAACGUUGCAGGUGACCACUAUCCAGCUUAAGGCUUUAAUGUCCUCUAUUGCUGGCACUUUCUUUCUAUUUUUCUUAAGUACCCAGAUUCUUUUGACACACCAGAAGAUCAAAAUCAAGCUGGAGACAGCUGCAAAUGUAAUGAAGAAAAACAACAAUUCAUGACAGCAGCCAGAACUUAGCCCCACAUGGUCCAGUCAUAACAAGCAUCUCAAAAAAGGUCUGUUUUAGGGCCCAUCUAGAUGCUAUAGUGAUGCAUGAGCUGUUGCCACCCAUUUAUUUUAACUGAAAAGCUUUUCAGGCUGUGGGAGGGAGGACUGCAGAGCCAUCAUUUAUUUGCUCAGAAUGGCAUCUGUUGGAAUGGCUUGCCCACCUGCAGCAUAAAAGACACAGGAAUGGGGUCUUUCUUAGAUUGGAAACUAGCUUGGAGAGACAACUUUGACUGAAUAAACAGUGGCAGAGGAAAUGUUUAAUCAGCCUGCCCACUUAGCUCUUCCCUGCUCACCACUGAGGAGCUCAUGCUAGCAGCUUGCUGCAAUUGCAUUUUACGUUAAAAAGACAACUCUUUUGUGUUUUGCCUUGUGAAAGUGGAUUGGAUGAAUGGGCUUAAACAGAAAAAGCUGCUGUAGUGUCUAUACUUGUCUAAAGAGUAAGGUGGAAUUGGCACAGUUGCAAUGAAGUGAAUGAGACAUCAGAAUAGAGUGGUUCCCCACAACCCCCAGGAGAUAACCAUGCUUUUAAGCAAGAAAGUCUUUCUGGCUCACAUUACCUCCCUUCAAAGAACCUACCUGUAGAAUCUGAAAUGCAGUACAUUUAUACCUGAUGAUCUAAAGCAGGCACCCCCAAACUGUGGCCCUCCAGAUGUUUUGGCCUACAACUCCCAUGAUCCCUAGCUAACAGGACCAGUGGUCGGGGAAGAUGGGAAUUGUAGUCCAAAACAUCUGGAGGGCCAAAGUUUGGGGAUGCCUGAUCUAAAGGUAUAUUGUAUAUGGCUUUAUAGUUUGUUUUCAAAUAGGAAGCUGAUAGGGAUAAAAUGAAGUAUAACCUAGAGUCAUUGCAGAAACCUUUCUACCAGUGUGGCUCAUAAAGCUGCCAUUCUUAAAGGCAGCACUUUAGUUCCAACAUUAGGCAAUUUAAUGUUUAAAUUCAAAAAGCACAACUAACACAACAUUCCCAUUAGAAAGUACACCCAGCUACUAUUAUAACCAAAGUCUAUACAAUUUGUUGAACGUAUUAUGUAAGUAGGAUGCGGGUGUGGGAUGGGAGACACUUGAAAAUCAGGUUUAAGGGCACUAGUUGUAUAAAGUCACGACUGGACUGAAGUUAUGAACAGGAUGCGAUCUCACUACUCUGUGCCUCAGCUUUCUCAAAAAGGGUUGUGUUUUUUCCUCGAUAUCAUGCUGAGACUUUUCCAAAAUACUUAUUCACAACUUGGUUACUAUAGGAACAUUGUGAUUCUAACUAUGUUCAGUUGCACAACCCAAUAUUUUUGUAGUACACAUGAUAUUUACUCUUUUUAAAUGAAGGAAUCCAGUUGACAAACUGGCAACCAGGCUGUCAACCUGUAAAUACUGUUUUCAUUUUAUUGUGAUUUUAAUAAAUAAGCAUUCUUGAAAUUUCAAACCUG